Molecule: messenger RNA, 816 nt
Organism: Drosophila subpulchrella
Lineage: Eukaryota; Metazoa; Arthropoda; Insecta; Diptera; Drosophilidae
Product: ionotropic receptor 40a-like
Exons: 3
Coding region: 163-816 (217 amino acids)
Source: RefSeq, a predicted model, not a curated record
CAGGAACUUUAUUACGGCUACCGUGCAAAGUUUUUGACUAUUGUGUACUGGAUAGCAGCAACAUAUGUUUUAGCUGAUGUAUAUUCGGCUCAAUUGACCAGCCAGUUUGCACGACCCGCCCGUGAACCACCCAUCAACACGCUACAGCACCUGCAGGCAGCCAUGAUCCACGACGGUUAUCAGCUGUAUGUGGAAAAGGAAAGCAGCUCCUUGGAGAUGCUGGAGAAUGGGACUGAACUCUUUCAACAACUUAACGUCCUGAUGCGGCAGCAGCAGACCGAUGGCCAUCAGACAUUUUUUAUUGACUCGGUGGAAGCUGGCAUCCAAAUGAUCGCCGGUGGUAGCGACUCCAAAGUAGUUCUGGGUGGACGUGAAACUCUUUAUUUUAACAUUCAGCAAUAUGGAGCAUAUAACUUUCAGCUCAGUCAAAAACUGUACACUCGGUACUCGGCGGUGGCCGUACAAAUCGGUUGCCCUUUCCUUGACAGUCUGAACAAUGUCCUAAUGCACUUGUUUGAAGGAGGAAUCCUUGAAAAGAUGACCACCGCCGAAUACGCAACACAGGCCCGCAAGAUUUCCAAGAUGGUCCCUCAGGAUUAUAAAGAGGUUACAAAAAAUGAUAAGCGCAGCGCGAAUAUGAAAAACAGCCGUCCCCAAAGACGCGACAGCGAAGAUAUCAGCCCCCUAAACUUGGGUAUGCUACAGGGCGCUUUUAUCGCAUUAUGUGUAGGCGCACUAGCUGCAGGUGUCAUUCUUCUGCUUGAACUAAUUUUUAAUCAACUUGUUCGUGAUCAGAAUCAAUUAUGGCGUCUUUAA